Molecule: messenger RNA, 1131 nt
Organism: Arvicola amphibius (Eurasian water vole)
Lineage: Eukaryota; Metazoa; Chordata; Mammalia; Rodentia; Cricetidae
Gene: Sp6
Product: Sp6 transcription factor
Exons: 1
Coding region: 1-1131 (376 amino acids)
Biological process (GO): regulation of transcription by RNA polymerase II
Molecular function (GO): DNA-binding transcription factor activity, RNA polymerase II-specific; RNA polymerase II cis-regulatory region sequence-specific DNA binding
Source: RefSeq, a predicted model, not a curated record
AUGCUAACCGCUGUUUGUGGCUCUCUGGGCAGCCAGCACACCGACGCGCCUCACGCAUCACCUCCGCGCCUCGACCUGCAGCCUCUCCAGACGUACCAGGGUCACACGAGCCCUGAGGUCGGGGACUACCCCUCCCCGCUGCAGCCUGCAGAGCUGCAGAGCCUCCCGCUGGGCCCGGAGGUAGACUUCUCUCAGGGCUAUGAGUUGCCAGGGGCCUCCUCGCGGGUAACCUGCGAGGACCUGGAAAGUGACAGUCCCUUGGCUCCGGGACCCUUUUCCAAGCUCCUGCAGCCGGACAUGUCACAUCAUUACGAAUCGUGGUUCCGGCCGACUCACCCAGGCACGGAGGAUGGCUCGUGGUGGGACCUACAUCCCGGCACUAGCUGGAUGGACCUCCCCCAUACUCAAGGAGCGCUGACCUCACCUGGCCACCCGGGGGCGCUUCAGCCAGGUUUGGGAGGAUACGUCGGAGACCACCAGCUCUGUGCUCCGCCGCCCCAUCCGCACCCGCACCACCUCCUCCCGGCCGCAGGUGGGCAGCACCUCCUAGGGCCACCCGACGGGGCUAAGGCCUUGGAAGCGGCGGCGCCAGAGUCCCAAGGGCUGGAUUCCAGUCUGGAUGCGGCGGCCCGACCCAAAGGCUCCCGGCGGUCUGUGCCCCGCAGCUCUGGGCAGACCGUGUGUCGCUGCCCCAACUGCCUGGAGGCGGAGCGACUCGGGGCUCCGUGCGGGCCCGAUGGGGGCAAGAAGAAGCAUUUGCACAACUGCCACAUCCCAGGCUGCGGGAAAGCCUACGCCAAGACGUCGCAUCUGAAGGCGCACCUGCGGUGGCACAGCGGCGACCGUCCCUUCGUGUGCAACUGGCUUUUCUGUGGCAAGCGCUUCACGCGCUCCGACGAGCUGCAGCGCCACCUUCAGACCCACACCGGGACCAAGAAGUUCCCCUGUGCGGUCUGCAGCCGAGUCUUCAUGCGCAGCGAUCACCUGGCCAAGCACAUGAAAACCCACGAGGGCGCCAAAGAGGAGGCUGCGGCGGCGGCCCAGGGCGAGGCCAAGGCGGGCGGCACGGUGGAGCCACCCGGGAGCAAAGGCAAACGGGAGGCCGAAGGCAGCUCGGCGCCCUCCAACUGA